GUGGCUGCAGGGAGCGGGGCCGGGGUUGUGGCCGCCAUGGAGCUGUGUGGGCAGAGGGUGCAUCCGCACACCGUGAAACUCGCACUGGAGCGGCUGCAGGACCUGGAAAAACAACUGAAAGACAAAGGAAUUUGUUUUGAAUGUGGAACUAUUCGACAUUUUGCAAAUAUUGUAGGUGGAGUUAAUCAGCUGGAGGAAGCCAGGAGGACCAUCCAUGAAAUACUUGAAGUAGAAACCAUUGAAGCCAGUAAACUACGGUACAAGCUUUCUGAACUUCCUAACAAACUAAAACAGCAAAUAGCAGCUGCUGUUGCUGCUGCCCGUGAUUCAAAAACAAUGCACUUGAACGAAUUGAAGGCCAAAAUCGAGAUGAUGACACAACAAAUUGAAGCACUCAAAAAGGAAUACUGUAGGCUGGAGCAAGAAAAUGCUUCUCUGUGCCCUAUACAACAAGAGGCAGGAGCACGAUACAAUGACAUCAUAUUCCUAAUGAAUAAUGUGAUGGGUGAUCGAGCCAAUAAGCAAAUCACAUUGAACGAAACAUAUGACAACAUACGAGAUACGAAACAGAAAAUUGUUGACGUAACCAGAGAUAUUGCAGAUUUAAAAGAGGAAAUGGAUGAGAAACAAAAUGAAUUUAAAAUCAGAAAGGAAUCUUUAACAGCAAAAUUUACUGAGGUACACCAACUGGUUCAGGAUCAGAACAAAAUAAAUUUUGAAAAGAAAAACAAACUUGAUGAUUUAAAGAUGGAACUGGACAAGUUAAGCGAUAAUGUAGUGGUCCAGGAAGAGAAAACAGCACAAUUAGGAAUGCAGAAUACAGUUUUAGAAAAGCAAGAAACUGCUCUUCAACACGAGCACAAUGAAAAAUUGAAAACGAUUGAAGAACUAACUAAAAAGAAGGAGAAAAUUACUGAUGAAUUAAGUACUCUCACUGAAUACUAUAAAACGGAAAUUGAAAAGUUACAGACCAGAUCUUUACAGGCUCAGGAGGACAUUGAUAAUGCUCAAGUUUUAAAUCAGGAACGUGCAGUCCGAAGGGAAUCUCGUAGUGAAGCAGCUAAGAAAGCAAAAGAACAGGAAAUUGAAAGAAGGAAACAUUUGCAAAGUCUAACAGACCGGUUAAACUCAGUAAAAGAUUUGCUUAUUCAGACUGAAGAAAAUUUGUCAAGUGUGAGGAAGGAAAUCCAAGAACUUGAAGAAAUAAUGCUGAAUCUUGCAGAACAACACAAGGAUACAAUGGAAUUCCUAAAUAAGGAGUUGCAGAAAUAUUCAAACAAGUUAGAAAAAGAAAAAGAAUUAAGGGAAGCUACCCAACAUAAAAGAGAAGAAAUGUCAAGAGAAACGUUGGAUAUCAAAAGAACAACUGAGAAGUAUCUAGCUAAUCUGAGUAAACGCUUACAGGACCUCAAGAGGAAACGUGAGAAACUAAUUGCAGAGAGUAACAAUCUCCAGAAGAGUAUUGAUGAGUAUGUUGAAAAAAUUAAGGCCCUUAAACAACAACUCACAGCGGAAGAAGAUGCAUUCAAAAAUAUGGAACAGCUUCUGUCAGCAGAAAUCAACCAUUUGAAAAUUGAAAUUAAAGAAAUGAAGGAAAAAAUAAUGCAGGUGAAGAAGGAACUAGAGGUAAAAUUGCCCAUCCAACAGAAGCUAGAAACCGAGCUUGCAGAAGAGACAGCAAUGUGUGAGGAAUUACAAAAAGAACUUAAUGACCUUAUAAGUAAGAAAUCUUACCUUGAUAACACUAUCAGUAGGUUAAAGAGAGAUACUGGAAUCCUCCUUGUAUCUAAGCCAGACUUACAAUCUAUGUUGUCUUCAAUACGGAACAAUAUCUUCCACCAAGUUAAAAGUACUGGUGAGCAAUUGAAAAUGAUUGAAGUGGAUAUUUAUGAAGCAGAUAGAAGGCUUGAACUUGUUGAGAUAGAAAACUGCAAACUGAAACUGUGUAAUUUCCAGUUGACCAAAGAUCUUGCCUCAUUCAAAGAAGAAGGAGAAAGGCAGAAAGCAGAAAAGGAGAACCAGGAUAAUGAACUACAAACCGUCUAUGAUAACCUUAUGAAAAGCUGGGCAUUAGAUUUUAGUGUUCAAAAGGAGUUUGCAGCAUGUGAUCAAUGUGUUCUGAAUGCCAUAGAGAAACUGAUGAAUAAAAUACAGCUCAGAGAGAUGAAGCUUGGCAAUAUUGGAGCUCAGCUCAAAGAACAUUUAAGUAAAUUACUAUCCUUUGUGGGAAGCACACCUGCUGAAGGACCAAAAGAAAAAUGUAUGAUAAAACAAACCAUUCACCUUCAGUGAACGUACACGAGGUAGGACAACAACAUUUAAUUAAGUGGCAUCACUAACAGAAUUUUGAUUUGAAAAAUAUUUACAAUUACAGUUAACUAUUGAGUAACUGGCAGCUCAUCUACUAGAACGUGGGUUAACUGUGGAAGUUUUAAAAGUCAUCUUCUGAUUUAAGAAGCCUAUGUUGCCUGCUGGGAAAAACACAGCUUCAGAUUUACAAUCCCACAACAUCUGUUGAAAAAGCAUGCUACAGAUUUUAAUAAGCAUGAGUUUGCUCUUAAAGUCUGUGCUUUCAGAUUCAAAAAGCUCAUGGUUCUAGCUGCCAAAGAAUACAAGAGUAGUUUACCUUUUCAAGCUUACUGAAAUUUACAGUAUUUUCACGAUGUAGAAUUGUCUACAAAUCCCUAAAUACAAAUAUGGUUUUGCCCAAUGAAAAGAAAUGUAGCAUGCUUGCUUGGUGGGGGGGAAAGUACCUCUAAAACAAAUCAGCAGAAUAUGCAACAAGUGAAAGGAUAUUCUAUAAUUUAAAGAAACAACAGUGGUGCCAAUUUCUGAUAUGAUUAGCUCUAUGAGUGGUGCACCUAAUAGGAACUCUAUGAAGAAGGCAACUGUCAAGGCUAUGUGCAGAGCAAUGCUGGGUUCCUCGACCUAGAGAAGUGAAGGUACACUAUUGUCCAGGCUUAUUUCAGUAUUAUUACCAAUCAGCAUUUCUCAAUGUGCUUGUCUUCCUGAAUGACCAUUAUCCAUGCAGAAAGCAUUGACUGUGUAAUUAUGGGCAACUGCACAAUAGAAUUAUACUUAAAUGCAAUCCUGAAAGGUAAAAUAUUAAUUGAAUUUGG
Molecule: messenger RNA, 3119 nt
Organism: Pristis pectinata (smalltooth sawfish)
Lineage: Eukaryota; Metazoa; Chordata; Chondrichthyes; Rhinopristiformes; Pristidae
Gene: ccdc175
Product: coiled-coil domain containing 175
Exons: 20
Coding region: 37-2292 (751 amino acids)
Source: RefSeq, a predicted model, not a curated record